Messenger RNA from Oryzias latipes (Japanese medaka), 1930 nucleotides. Its product is annotated as protein Tob1. Gene Ontology annotation, molecular function: transcription corepressor activity. The record is from RefSeq and is a predicted model, not a curated record. Gene Ontology annotation, cellular component: nucleus; cytoplasm. Gene Ontology annotation, biological process: regulation of gene expression. NCBI's taxonomy places the organism in Eukaryota, Metazoa, Chordata, Actinopteri, Beloniformes, Adrianichthyidae.
CCCCGAAGUUUUAAAGGGCAGAGUUGUAAAAACUCCCAGGCUGCGGGGAGUCAGCGCCACGAACCGGACCCGAACCACCUCCCCCCGCGACGGACAGCCAGCAGGAAUAGACACGACGACGGAACCGAAUCUUUUUUAUAUUCAUCGCCCUCGGAAAUCUCCAGAACAGAGCGGCAGGAGUCCCGGAGCACCGAGACGGAGCGGCGCGGACCUCAAUGAAUGAUCCUGGACCGAACCUGAAGUUCUGCUGAAACCCGGAGGUUCGUGUGACGCAGACAUGCAGCUGGAGAUCCAGGUGGCUCUGAACUUCAUCAUCUCCUACCUGUACAACAAGCUGCCGCGCAGGCGCGUCAACAUCUUCGGGGAGGAGCUGGAGCGCCAGCUGAGGCGGAAGUACGAGGGCCACUGGUACCCCGAGAAGCCCUACAAGGGCUCCGGCUUCAGGUGCAUCCACGUGGGGGAGAAGGUGGACCCGGUGGUGGAGCGGGCGGCCAAAGAGAGCGGACUGGACAUCGAGGACGUCCGGAAUAACCUCCCCCAGGACCUGAGCGUGUGGAUCGACCCGUUCGAGGUGUCCUACCAGAUCGGGGAGAAGGGGGCGGUGAAGGUGCUGUACGUGGACGACAACGGCGAGAACGGCUCGGAGCUGGACAGGGAGAUCAAGAACAGCUUUAACCCCGAGGCGCAGGUCUUCAUGCCCAUCAGCGACCCGGCGGGGGCCUCGUCCGAGUCCAGCUCCCCCUCGCCGCCGUUUGGACAGUCGGCGGCGGUGAGCCCGUCCUUCAUGCCGCGCUCCGCCCAGCCCUUAACCUUCACCACCGCCACCUUCGCCGCCACCAAGUUCGGCUCCACAAAGAUGAAGAGCAGCCGCGGCGGCAGUGGGGGGGGCAGCAAGGCAGCCCGCGCCUCCCCCACCAGUCACCUGGGUGUGAAUGUGUCCUCCCUCCUGAAGCAGAAAGCCAUGUCCUCCUCCAUGCACUCUCUGUACGGGCCGGGCCAGAACUCCGCCCUCUCCCCCAACGCCAAGGAGUUCGUGUUCUCCAGCCUGCAGGGUCAGGCCAGCCCCGGCGCCGUCUUCCCGGGGGAGGGCGCCCUGGGCCUGGGGGCGCUGCAGUACAACAAUGCCUUUGACGUGUUGGCGGCCUACGGCGGCCUGAACGACAAGUCCCUGAUGGACGGGCUGGGCCUGGGCGGCGUGCAGCACUCCAACCAGCAGUUUCAGCCCGUCAUGGCCAACUGAGCCCCCCCCAGCCAGAAGGACAGAAACACAGGUAGACGGGACUGACGUGCAUGCGCCUGGGGGGACGGCGGCGCCUUUGAGUUUGUUGUGGAACGGCGUCCUGAGUUCAACUCAUCCUUUUUCUUUUUGCCAACAAGCACAAGUUUUUUUUAAAUCCUCCAGAAGACGAUGAAGCGGAACCGGCGGCCGGGUUCUGCGCCGCGUGGUUCUGGCUCUUUUCUAAGCGUAGAACUUGAUUUAGUACAGAGUUUGUAAGAUUCCAGAGUCUAUAUUGUUUCUAUGACGGUGUUGCAUUUCUAUCUUUCUACUCCGGAUGAUUGACGGCUGCAGCAGCUUCUCCUUCGGUUCCUUUUGUAACGACGGUUGAAGAACGGCGCCCGCGGUUCCUCCACGCUGUAGAAACGUUUGCUUUUUCUCAAAGAUGAAUCGUAUUUUCUGUUAAGACGUUGAAGAUUUUUGCUAUUAUGGAGAAAAUGUAAUCUUAUGAAUAUUGAUUUUGUACCUAAAUUGUGCAAUACUUGAUAAAUGAAACAGAAACGGUAUAACAAGUAUUUUGAGUCAGUGUCUUAAUGUCGAGGGACUGAAAUAGUUUAUAUUAAGUUUGUAUUAAAUGCUAUUAAAAUGCUUGUCUUUAUUUUUUUUAUUUGAUAUUUGCACCCUGAUCUUUUUAAUAAAAAAACUCCGGCUGAA